Messenger RNA from Oncorhynchus nerka (sockeye salmon), 5362 nucleotides. Its product is annotated as myocyte-specific enhancer factor 2B-like. Gene Ontology annotation, biological process: positive regulation of transcription by RNA polymerase II. The transcript is spliced from 9 exons. The coding region runs from base 304 to 1614 and encodes 436 amino acids. NCBI's taxonomy places the organism in Eukaryota, Metazoa, Chordata, Actinopteri, Salmoniformes, Salmonidae. The record is from RefSeq and is a predicted model, not a curated record. Gene Ontology annotation, molecular function: RNA polymerase II cis-regulatory region sequence-specific DNA binding; DNA-binding transcription factor activity, RNA polymerase II-specific; protein dimerization activity.
CAGCUGUUGCUGCUGGAAAUGUACGCGCGGUUGAAAGGAGCGCUCCUGAAUCAUUAUCAUCUAGAAUCAGGUGGACAUUUCUAGCCACGGCACCGCGUAUUCACUUCAACGACAACGAAUAGUUCUUGAAUUUUUUUAAGACAUUCAAAAAAAUUGUAGAAUAGACACUGCUGUCAUAUUUAUCCGUCAAUACCGGCUCAAACACAGAGUAACCUACAGUUAAGAACAGGGCAGAACGUGAUACCGGAGAUAUAUCAAAGAACAGUGUUAAGCCAUCUGUCAGACACGCAGACCGUAAACACAAUGGGAAGGAAGAAAAUACAAAUCUCUCGUAUCCUAGACCAGCGGAAUCGACAGGUGACAUUCACCAAGCGUAAGUUUGGCCUGAUGAAGAAAGCGUAUGAGCUGAGUGUACUGUGUGACUGUGAGAUCGCCCUCAUCAUCUUCAACAGCACCAACCGUCUGUUCCAGUACGCCAGCACUGACAUGGACAAGGUCCUGCUCAAGUACACAGAGUACAGCGAGCCUCACGAGAGCAGGACCAACACAGACAUACUGGAGACUCUGCGGAGGAAGGGCCUGGGCCUGGACGGGACAGAGCUGCUGGACACGGAGGAACCCAUGCAGGUGGCAGCGGAGAAGUAUGGCCCACACAGCGAGGGCAUGGACCUCUCCCUGGCCCGCCAGCGCUACUACGUUAGUACUCACACGGGUCUUAUCAGACAGGCCCCCUCCUUGCACUCACCAGAGGCCCAGUUCCUGGCGUCUACUGGCUGUGAGAAUGGAUACCCCAACUCCUCCAACCCCAGCCCGAGCUCCCACAGACCCCCGGCCUUCAAGCCCCUGGGCCCCAGACCAGGCUCAGCCAGCCCUGCAGGGCCCCACUGCCAUGCUGCCUUCAUGUCCCCACACUCAGGUAUUGGCAACUCUAUGUUCUCCCAUGGCAACCUGAGCCGGGCCUUGGAGAUGAAGACUCCUCCCCCUUUGAAUCUGGGCAGUGAGAACCGGCGGACAGAGAGCCACCCAGGCAUGGGUGGCACACGCGCCAACUUUAGCAGUUCUAGAGGCCUACUGUACCCGGGCAUGCACCCAGGGAACCACAUGCUGGCAAUGGGGAAGACAGGUCUGCUGACUCAUGGUCUGGGGGGCUACAGCCUCUCCUCUGCUGGACCAUCUGACUACAGUCACCCAGGUUUCUCCCAUGCUGUGAGUCUACAUCGUGGGACUGUGAACCCAUGGCAGACAGCACAACCACAGGAGCAGCAUGUACCUCACCUCAGCCCAGCGAUGUCCAGUGGAGGGUGCUCUUUUCCUUCUCAGUCCUCAACCCCCACCCCUCCUCCUCACCCCUCCCUCAACCUCAGCAUCAAAUCGGAGCGCUGCUCCCCGGAGCACAUCUGCUCCCCGACCUCACCGCCCGUGCGCCACUUGAGGCAGCACUCUCCAAUGAGCACCUCCAAUUCCGCUCACCACACCCCCCAGGAGCCCUACCCAGCCAAUGAGAGAGAGGAUUUCCCCAAAGGAGGUGUUCCCUACCCGGCUCAGCACGGGGCAGAGGAGAAAGGAGGGCUGCCCCUGAGGCAAUUAGAAAUCAGCGACGGGUGGCAAAGAUAGCUGGCAGCGACUACCACACACAAAAAUCCUGCCACAUGGUUUCCAACACACAGAGAGAGGUGAAUGGGGAGAUGGGGUUCACUCGUCCACAUCAUCCCAGAGGAAAGAAAGACCCCCCUUAAAGCUGGGCUGGACUCUCCAUUAUAGGCAAUGAACAUGUGGCACUGCCUCUCUGAUUUUGAUACAGUGGAGAAAAUACAGUGGGUGUGUUGUUGUUGGGUUUGGUUGGUUUGUCUGCGUGUUGGUUCAAAGGGGUGUCAAACCACACAUCUAUGUGGUUCUCUCCUCCUGCUUGGGCUACAGCACAGAGCAGGGCAGGGGUGAGAGCAUCAGUCAUUUAGCCACGUAGCUUAGAGCACAGUGUUUCAGAUUAAUGCUUCACAUUCAGGUCCCCAUUUAAUGUACAUAUAUAUAACUUUAAUGCUUAGUUUAUCCUUCAGCCCAAAAUCAAUGAAGUGGUCAGCUCACAGGAGACCAAUUAGGGAGCAGCAAGGUUCUAUUCAUCUGUCGUGGUCUCAAUGGGCAUGGCCUCGUGAUAGUGAGUGGGAAGUUGGUCUGGAUAGGAAUUGAUCACAGAAAAACAAAAAUGUAAUCUGCACUUAUGGAUUUUUGUAUUGAAAAUCUGUGCAUUUUUAAGUCUCUCAGGGAUUUAGAUCAUUGGUUCCUUUACAAAGGUUUAGUGUUGCUUUUAAUAAUACUGAGCAAAGCUGUUUGUUUUUACACUAUAUCCUGCAUAGUUUCAUUAUUUAUUUUUGGGCACUGGCCUUAAUCAUGAAAAAUUAUGACAUCAAUUUAAGACCAAAGGAUAUGGAAUGUGUUUAUUUUCUUAAUUAUGAAUAUUAAAUAUAAACCAAAGUUUAGCAUCUAAUGUAUUUCUAAAAAUAUCUAAAGGCAUGUAAGAAUUAUCCAUCAGUAGUAAUCAUUAUACAUCUUCAUCUAUUCCCCCUUGUGAACAAUUAAGGUCCAUAUUCAGUAUAACCAUUUUAUAAAGUUGAGCUUUUCUUUUGUUUAAAUCAAUGAAAAAGCUCAGGGCUGGACUACCGCAUUUGGAGUCACUGGGGAACCGACCUCCAGGUCCCCUGCUUUUCAACAUAUUUUGUAUUGGAAAAAUUUGCAGUUUUAUAUCAAAUCAAAUGGUGUAGUAGACCUUACAGUGAAAUGCUUACCUUACAAGCCCUUAACCAACAAUGCAGUUUUAAGUAAGAGAUUUUUUUUUAAGUAAGAGACAAGAAUAACAAACAAUUAAAGAGCAGCAGUAAAUAACAAUAGUGGAGCUACAUACAGGGGGUACCGGUUACCCCGGUGUCGAGGUAAUAUAGUUACCCCGGUGUCGAGGUAAUAUAGUUACCCCGGUGUCGAGGUAAUAGAGUUACCCCGGUGUCGAGGUAAUAUAGUUACCCCGGUGUCGAGGUAAUAUAGUUACCCCGGUGUCGAGGUAAUAUAGUUACCCCGGUGUCGAGGUAAUAUAGUUACCCCGGUGUCGAGGUAAUAGAGUUACCCCGGUGUCGAGGUAAUAGAGUUACCCCGGUGUCGAGGUAAUAUAGUUACCCCGGUGUCGAGGUAAUAUAGUUACCCCGGUGUCGAGGUAAUAGAGUUACCCCGGUGUCGAGGUAAUAUAGUUACCCCGGUGUCGAGGUAAUAGAGUUACCCCGGUGUCGAGGUAAUAUAGUUACCCCGGUGUCGAGGUAAUAUAGUUACCCCGGUGUCGAGGUAAUAGAGGUAAUAUGUACAGUGCCUUGCGAAAGUAUUCGGCCCCCUUGAACUUUGCGACCUUUUGCCACAUUUCAGGCUUCAAACAUAAAGAUAUAAAACUGUAUUUUUUUGUGAAGAAUCAACAACAAGUGGGACGCAAUCAUGAAGUGGAAGGACAUUUAUUGGAUAUUUCAAACUUUUUUAACAAAUCAAAAACUGAAAAAUUGGGCGUGCAAAAUUAUUCAGCCCCCUUAAGUUAAUACUUUGUAGCGCCACCUUUUGCUGCGAUUACAGCUGUAAGUCGCUUGGGGUAUGUCUCUAUCAGUUUUGCACAUCGAGAGACUGAAAUGUUUUCCCAUUCCUCCUUGCAAAACAGCUCGAGCUCAGUGAGGUUGGAUGGAGAGCAUUUGUGAACAGCAGUUUUCAGUUCUUUCCACAGAUUCUCGAUUGGAUUCAGGUCUGGACUUUGACUUGGCCAUUCUAACACCUGGAUAUGUUUAUUUUUGAACCAUUCCAUUGUAGAUUUUGCUUUAUGUUUUGGAUCAUUGUCUUGUUGGAAGACAAAUCUCCGUCCCAGUCUCAGGUCUUUUGCAGACUCCAUCAGGUUUUCUUCCAGAAUGGUCCUGUAUUUGGCUCCAUCCAUCUUCCCAUCAAUUUUAACCAUCUUCCCUGUCCCUGCUGAAGAGAAGCAGGCCCAAACCAUGAUGCUGCCACCACCAUGUUUGACAGUGGGGAUGGUGUGUUCAGGGUGAUGAGCUGUGUUGCUUUUACGCCAAACAUAACGUUUUGCAUUGUUGCCAAAAAGUUCAAUUUUGGUUUCAUCUGACCAGAGCACCAUCUUCCACAUGUUUGGUGUGUCUCCCAGGUGGCUUGUGGCAAACUUUAAACAACACUUUUUAUGGAUAUCUUUAAGAAAUGGCUUUCUUCUUGCCACUCUUCCAUAAAGGCCAGAUUUGUGCAAUAUACGACUGAUUGUUGUCCUAUGGACAGAGUCUCCCACCUCAGCUGUAGAUCUCUGCAGUUCAUCCAGAGUGAUCAUGGGCCUCUUGGCUGCAUCUCUGAUCAGUCUUCUCCUUGUAUGAGCUGAAAGUUUAGAGGGACGGCCAGGUCUUGGUAGAUUUGCAGUGGUCUGAUACUCCUUCCAUUUCAAUAUUAUCGCUUGCACAGUGCUCCUUGGGAUGUUUAAAGCUUGGGAAAUCUUUUUGUAUCCAAAUCCGGCUUUAAACAUCUUCACAACAGUAUCUCGGACCUGCCUGGUGUGUUCCUUGUUCUUCAUGAUGCUCUCUGCGCUUUUAACGGACCUCUGAGACUAUCACAGUGCAGGUGCAUUUAUACGGAGACUUGAUUACACACAGGUGGAUUGUAUUUAUCAUCAUUAGUCAUGUAGGUCAACAUUGGAUCAUUCAGAGAUCCUCACUGAACUUCUGGAGAGAGUUUGCUGCACUGAAAGUAAAGGGGCUGAAUAAUUUUGCACGCCUAAGCUGCGUAAGUUAACUUUUGUCUAUGAAAAAACACUUUUUAUUGCUUGUGUGAGUUUGUGUUUUUGAUUAUUCUUUUUUUAAUGAUGUUUGUGUAGUAUGUAUGCACUGGAUUUUUGGUGUGUUAUUGUUUCAUUUAUCCAUUUUGUGUUUAAAAAGUCUGCAAAAAUGUAUAAUGUAAAAUGACCUUGUAUCCAUUUUGUUUCUCAUUGUGGGUUUGUGUGUACAUUGAAGUUAACUAUUUUGUCCACAAGAGGGCAACAUAUUUCACACUAUCACUCUGGAGGCAAGACAGAAUGCAGGACAGAAUCAACCAUUACUAGUGGUUGUUAAUUCAUCUGACAAAAAUGACAGGUUCAAGCAGUGAACUGUGAUGGUAUUAAGAUAAAACUGCAUCAUUAGUGUAUUGAAGACAUACACAUAGAGCACUUCAAGUUAUGGUUGACAACAUGAAAUUAAUUUGUAUAUAUGUGUCCAUAUUGACACAAAUUACACUGAACAAAAAUAUAAACACAACAUGUAAAGUGUUCGUCCCAUGUUUCGUGAACUGAAAUAAAAGAUCCCAGAAAUGUCUCAUA